This is a messenger RNA of Danio rerio (zebrafish), 4383 nucleotides long. The record is from RefSeq and is a predicted model, not a curated record. NCBI's taxonomy places the organism in Eukaryota, Metazoa, Chordata, Actinopteri, Cypriniformes, Danionidae.
AAAAUGUGAAAGACUUAUUAGAGAGGCGAAUCAAACAAAUCCCCCCACAAACACGAGGUGUUCAAACGAACCGAUUCGCUGAAAUGCAUCGGAUUUCCCAACGCUACUCUAUGCCGAAAUGCCGAAAGCGUCAGUGAUAUGCCAGAGCCCAAACCACGUGUUUUACGUAAUGGAAAGGCAAUCUUUCAAUUCAACCCCUCCUCCUUCUUGUCUAUAUCCAACACAGAUCCAAGGCAAAGAGGAAUACGUGCGAGAGAUACUUUUGAGGAGGCAACGGGAUCAGUAAUGCACAGGUGAAACAUCAAGCCGCACUCCAACCGCAUCCUCAGUCAGCAUCAGCCUUAGUGCAGUGCUUUCACAUUGAUGAAAGCUCAUGGAUAUUACUGACCAGCAGCAACAGCAAAAGCAACAGCAGCCGCAGCAGCAGCAACAGCAGCAGCAGCAGGUUUUAGGAAGACUUCCCUGAGAAACACUGAGCUGACGCUGGAAAUGUGCGCUUUGCUCGGAGGUAUCACUGCUUUUAAAUGGGAUGCAUCCCCUCCAGGCUUCUGAUGCCGUGCACAUCCAUCCACCCUUCAUCUGAGUGAUGAACUAACAGGGAACGCAAAGAUCCGCCGUGUCUUUCACGUUAGUUUAUAACGGGCUGCACGUUCCCCCUCUGCAGCACAUGCAAUUUAUAGAGUAUCUAUUUUUAUGAGCCGACCAACCUUUAUUACUAAGAAGAAUACCUUUGUUUUGCCAGGUCUCCAGAGAAUAUUUUACCUCUUGCAUGAAGACGCUUGGAUAGUAAUACAUAUUUUUCUAUGAUACUACUGGAAAACUGAGCAUCCCAUUGUGUUCUUAUUAUUAUGCAACCGCAGGGAUCUGUUCUUUAUCAGGGUGUCUAAGCUGUUGGAUCGCUCCUCGCCCAAAUCAAUGUGGUUUCUUUGGAACAUUUUCAGCAAAGGAACGCAUAUGCUGCAGUGUCUUUGUGGCAAGAGUCUUAAGAAGAACAAGAACCCAAGUGAUCCCCAGCUCAAGGGUAUAGUGACCAGGUUAUAUUGCAGGCAGGGAUACUACUUGCAGAUGAACCCAGAUGGAUCUCUUGAUGGGACCAAGGAUGACAGUAGUAAUUCUUCGUUGUUCAACCUCAUCCCUGUGGGCCUUCGGGUCGUUGCUAUUCAGUCUGUGAAGACGGGCUUGUACAUCGCCAUGAAUGGAGAAGGCCAUCUGUACACAUCAGAACUGUUUACGCCGGAAUGCAAGUUUAAAGAGUCUGUGUUUGAAAACUACUAUGUGAUCUACUCAUCCAUGCUGUAUAGGCAGCAGGAGUCGGGGAGAGCAUGGUUCCUUGGCUUGAAUAAAGAUGGCCAGGCCAUGAAGGGGAACCGGGUGAAGAAAACUAAACCAGCUGCUCACUUCCUGCCCAAGCCAUUAGAAGUUGCUAUGUACCGAGAGCCAUCAUUGCAUGACGUGGGGGAGACUGUGCCCAAACCUGCCGUGCCUCCCAGUAAAAGCACAGAGCCGGCCGUCAUGAACGGAGGCAAACCUGUCAGCAAGGAAACCAAGCCCACCACAUAGCCAGAUCCCAGCUCGGCCAUGCUCAACCCCGGAGAGCCGUGCUCCUUUUGUCAGACUCUCCAUGUUUGUGGAUCAGAUCCAGGCAUCCUCUGCUCUCUCCUCCCCAUUCCCUCCGCCUCUCUUCACUCCUCUGACUGUUCCGAUCUAAUUCGACGACGGACUGGCUCCGGAAGAGUGGUCAGCUGUGCACGUAGGAGGAUGCAACUGGAUAAACCAGCUAAACUUUCACCAUGGAAUGCCCUAACUGAUAUGGAAUGCCUUUUGAUAUACAAUAAAGCCGAUGUUUUUCUCUAAUCGAGACAAUCCACGAGAAUGAAAUUGUGUACCGCAGGCGCUUGCGUGGCGGUUCUUUUGCCUGCUAACAGUCACCCGUUAUAACCCUUUUCUUGAACCGUGUCGCAGCAGAGACCGUACGUUUCAGAUCUAUUUUCUAUAUGCGCAGUAACACCAGCCACGCUCUGGGGUAAUACUGUAAAGAUAUACAUAUAUGAACUGCAGUCCACACCUUUUUUUUUAUUUUGAUCAAGUACACUCCCGUGUCUAUUACUUUCUUGGUGUCCCCCAAGUUUGAAUCUCCAAACCUUUCCCUUUUGUCAGUUGCUUACGAAAUUUGUUGUCGGGGCAGUGUGCAAUGCGUUCUGGUUUGCAGUUCCAAAACACAACGACGAAUUGUCCUUUCAUGACACAGAUGGUCAAGAGACGUCAAUCUUUCGAGGGGACGGAGCCUCCUAAACAGAAUCAAGCUCAUUAUCAAGGUUCAGUGCUCAUGUUCUCUCAUUCUCGUAAUAUCUAGGAAGGGACGCAAGUAUACUUAGACAGCAAAUGCCAGCGAGUGCAUUAGUCAUGCUCGCCGCAGUCAAACACAAAGAGCUGGCAUGUACUGGGGUAAGGUGUAUAGAGUACAUAUCACGAUCUAGUAUGGUGCCGAUCGAUUUUAGUCCCAGUAACUAGGUGAAUUUCCACUUUUCUUUGCUCUUAAUUUAGAGCGUGGGCGCUAGGGAUAUCUAUAGGCCUUGUAGGCCUCUGGUAAAGGCCCCAUUUUGACAUGCUGACUCCUCUGAACUAUGGCCUAGGUCGGGUGGGUGAACACAUUAAAUGUGACGAGAGUGGCAGCCGUAAAGAAAUACAUUCUACUUCAGGCCUGUGCGCUAAAGUGGCUCAAUUUAAGUAGGCACCAUUACUAUUGGCUGCUCACCCAUUUUGUUCAGCAAAGGCAUGGGCAAGGUUAGUAUUAUCAUGUUGUUCUUGCAGCGCUGAUGCAGUGCAAGAAAUGGCUUCUAUAACGAUGUUUUCACUGUAUACAAAUAAAAUAAAAAUCUUGAAAAAAAAAGUGGUAAAUAAAUAAAUAGAUUUUUAACUAUCAGAUAUUACAAUUCUGAAACGAGAGGGUUUUUUCCUAGCUCAGCAUGCAGAGUCCAGUACUGCUCAUCAUGUGCCUGUGAUGACCUCUAACCCAGCAUGCAAAAACAUGUACCCAGUCUGUGCUGGGUUAAAGGUGCCUCAAGCCCCAGAUACACACACAAACACACACACAUGCACAGAGACAGAUUCAGUAGCAACGAAACACACAAAAGUCAAUUGUUACCAAAGUUCGUAAACACGAGAAUCCAGCCGAACAAAUAUCAGCAUCUUGGAGGAUGGUGGUCCUCUGCGGUUUUUGUCCUCACUGUGACUAGGGUUCAUCAUGAAGAACAAUUGUCUCGAACAGUCUCCAAAUGAUGUCCUUCACUUCGAUUGUUCAUUUAGUACAAGAGCGGGGUACCUAUUACUAAUCACCUGCAUGCAUUUUCUUAAGGACCAAAGUAUGGGACGGCUAGAAGUGUCUAAAGCUAGUUUGAGGUGUAGGGCUACAAAUGAAUGGGCAUGAUUAUAUAAGGCUCUCUCAUACUCUGGAUUGAGACCAUUGCACUUUGCGUUUGAAAUCGUCAUCUACUCACAUCUACUUAGGAUUUGAACAAUUAGCCAAUUAUCAGCUGAGCUGACAUGAAGCCUGUCUUGCUUUAACAGUUUUCAUAGUUUGAAUGAUGAAUACCGUUUAGAAUGUUAUGAAGUAGAACGAAGCUAUGCUGCUAAAUACAAAUAUAUCGUACACUUCAUUUGAAGACCUAUAUUUUAAUUUAUUGAGAGUUUGAGCUAGUUUCAUAUUAGGAGAUGUUCAAGCACAUUAGUUAGAGUUAAAUAUUUGUCUGUACAAAGCCGAAUUUAAUGCUAGAAUGACAUGCCGCACUAUACAGGAAAAGUAGCUUCAUAUUGGAAAUCAGUUCGAGGCUGGUGUCCCACUUCCACACGAAACAAAUCACUCACUCCAAUGAGCUCUACAUGCUGGGCUACAGCGGCCCUGCAGACCAGUGAACUGGUUUUACGAAGGUUGAAUUUAUUUUUGUAAGUGACUGGUAAGUGAGUAUGUGUGCAUUUGUUAGUAUGUUUGUUUGUUUGUUUUUCCUCUUUCAAACGUCAAACGUGUUUGUUUCGUUCCAUUCAGGUCGUGCGUUACGUCGUUAAAUUGUAAUGAGGAGCAAUCGCCGAGCAAACAAUUGAUCAUUUCUGUGUUUUUCUCUGUAUUCCUGAGUUUCAGUGGUGAAGGAAGGUCUCCAUUGUCUGUUGGUUGGUUUUGAACAUUGAUUUGACAGUUACUUCAUCUGUUGCAUGGGAAGAGGGUGGCAUAUAUGAACUGCAUGUUGUAGGCUAUGUGUAUCAUGGACUGUUGGUAUGUUCUGCUAAUUUUACAUACAUAUAUGCAAAGAGUUUGUCUGCACUGUACAGUUUGUGUUUGUUGUAUACACAGAUACAACAUAUUGAAUAAAAUAUUUAUAUAAAGGUGUA